CUUCGCAUCGCAAUGCUAUUUACUUCAGCCAAUCCGAAAGGGCCUUGACUCAGAGGCGGGCAUCAAUAUUCAGACGUUGAAGCAUUGAACGGUGGUAUAUCUAGCACCGGAACAAGGCUAGCCUGAGAUCAUUAUAACCCCCACUCACUCACACAGAACCCUCGAAUAUGACCAUAGUACUUUCAAACAGUCCCAGUGGGUGGCCAAUAAUCAAUUCGGGUAUUUUUUACAGCUAUUGUAUAGUUGCCGCAGGCCUUGUGGUGCUAUAUGAUUGGGUACUAACAUUCGGACAAGAGAUUGAACUGAUCUGGAGGCAACGCUGGUCUCUCAUGACUGUGCUGUACAUGGUUAUACGCUAUAUCGUAAUACUAUAUUCUAUUAUCAUCGUUCUAGCAAGCAUGCCAUCGGUAUCGCUGACGGAUGCAGUGAGUAUUCGGCUACCCUCUCAUCAUGAUUCCUAUCCAAUGAAAACAUUAAUUUGUAGGGGCGAUAUUAUGAUCUACGCAAUACAUGGGACAAAUCUGGCCGUAGGCACCAUGUUGGGCGUCAUCAUGAUUGCUCGCUUACAUGCUAUGUAUCAAAGAUCUAGAACGAUGCUUAUCUUCCUUGUUAUUAUCUUCCUAACCGUUGUCAUCACCUGCGGAGUAAUCGCAGCAAUAGGAUUAAAGGAUCUAGUGCUGGAGGAGCUGAUACUCUCUGGCAUAUAUAUGUGCUAUCUUGGGUCUGAGGGGAUUGUCCAGCUUUGGAACACGAUAGUUUGGGUGUGCUACAUUUUUUGGGAGUACCUCGCAUUGUGUCUUUCAGUCUGGAUCGCUAUAAAACACUUCCGUGACCUGCGACGAUUCGGCCCAUCAACAGGAUCGACCAUCGGGGAUUAUUUCAGAGUGCUGAUAAGAUCUCACGUGCUUUAUUUUACGAGCUUUGUUUUUGUCUCUUCCCUCCAACUUGUUAUCUUUCCAGAGCUUGUGGUGCGCCGACCUGUUGCUGACAUCUGCUUCUGCUGACUGCUCAUCAUUUCUGUAGAAUUCGAAGUAUACGGGAGCUCAGAUACUCUAUAGUGCAUAUCAGAUUUUAUUUGGCGUGCAGAUGUUUAUUCUGGGACCACGCCUCAUCCUUGGCGUUCGAGAAUAUCACGCUGAGCUCGUAGCCGACUUCGACGAAGAAACUAGCAUGAAUUCGAUUGUCUUCCAGGGUGUACAUGUAUCAACUAGCAGUACUGUGUAGGGACAUACUUUAUAUAUCCAAUUUCUG
This is a messenger RNA of Suillus discolor, 1251 nucleotides long. RefSeq lists its product as uncharacterized. Lineage: Eukaryota; Fungi; Basidiomycota; Agaricomycetes; Boletales; Suillaceae. The transcript has 12 exons. Bases 168 to 1004 code for a protein of 278 amino acids. The record is from RefSeq and is a predicted model, not a curated record.